AUUGCUGACGUUGACCUCUGGGCCCGGAAUGCUGGGUAAAGAUGGCGGCGGCCAGGUGCUGGAGGUUCCCGCUCCGAGGUGCUGGGCUGUCACUGCACACCGCGGCCAAGGCCGCCGUUACAGCUCCAGAAGUGACCGGCCCAGAUGUCCCGGCAACCCCAGUCGCGCGCUACCCGCCUAUCGUAGCCUCCCUGACGGCCAAAAGCAAGGCGGCACGGCAGCGGCGAGUGGAGCAAUGGCAGGCGACAGUGCACGCGGCCAAGUCAGUGGACGAGAAGCUGCGAAUCCUCACCAAGAUGCAGUUCAUGAAGUACGUAGUUUAUCCGCAGACCUUCGCCCUGAACGCCGAUAACUGGUACCAGAGCUUCACCAAGACAGUGUUCCUGUCGGGCCUGCCGCCAACGCCCGCCAAGCUGGAGCCAGAGCCCACCCUGGACAUAACGGCUCUGCGCGAGGCCGUUUGUGACUGCCUCCUGCAGGAGCAUUUCUUCCUGAGGCGCAAGAAGCGCGCGCCUGUCAUCCAGGACCGUGAGGCCAUCGCUUCGCCCUUCCUGGACCAAUUGGUAGCCUCUCUCACGGGCCUGCUCAGCGUGCACAACCCGGUCCUGGCUGCCGCCGCCCUGGAUUGUAAACGCCCAGUUCACUUUUUCUGGUUGCGUGGUGAAGAAAUUAUUCCUCGUGGUCAUCGGAAGGGUCGAGUUGAUGCUUUGCGAUACCAAAUAAAUGAUAAACCGCACAACCAGAUUCGAAUAUCCAGACAACUCCCUGAGUUUGUGCCACUGGAUUAUUCUAUACCUAUAGAAGUCCCUGUUAUGAGUUGUAAGCCAGACAAACUUCCAUUAUUCAAACGGCAAUAUGAAAAUACCAUAUUUAUCGGUUCAAAGACAGCAGAUCCUCUCUGUUAUGGACAUACCCAGUUUCAUCUGCUACCUGACAAAUUAAAAAGGGAAAAGCUUUUGAAACAAAACUGUGCUGAUCAGAUCGAAGUUGUUUUUAGAGCUAAUGCUAUUGCAAGCCUUUUUGCUUGGACUGGAGCACAGGCUAUGUAUCAAGGAUUCUGGAGCGAAGCAGAUGUUACUCGGCCUUUUGUCUCCCAGGGUGUGAUCACAGAUGGAAAAUACUUCUCCUUUUUCUGCUACCAGUUAAAUACUUUGGCAUUGACUGCACAAGCUGAUCAAAAUAAUCCUCGUAAAAAUAUAUGUUGGGGGACACAAAGUAAGCCUCUUUAUGAAACAAUUGAAGAUAAUAAUGUGAAAGGUUUUAAUGAUGAUGUUUUACUUCAGUUAGUUCAAUUUUUACUGAAUAGACCAAAAGAAGACAAAUCACAGCUGUUGGAAAACUAAGAACAAACAUUAGAUUCAGGACUUUGGGAGUACUUAAAUUUCACUGAAGGAAAAAUAAAAGGAAAUUUGAUAAUAAGAUUUCCAUCAAAUAGUAAAUGCAUUUAUUUUGAGAUGUAUUUAUUAUGUUCACUGUGAUUAGACCUCUCAUUCUGCUCAAAAUACAUCACUAAAAGAUUGAAUUUUAGGUAUGCUAUAUUGAUCUAAAAAUACUUGUAUUUUUAUAUGAUUGGUGAGACUGACCAGUCUUCAACACCUAAUAUUAAUUGUGUCUGUGUGUGUGUGUGUGUGUGUGUGUGUGUGUAAGCUCAUACUAUUCACUUCAUGACAGGCCAAUAAGUCCAGAGACAAGGUGAUGGCACAAGGCAAAAUGACUUUAUUCAAAAGCCGGUGGACUGAGAAGAUGGAGGACUAAUGUCUUAAAUUACCAUUUCAAUUUGGGGUAGAAUUCUAGCUUCUUGGAGGCUAGGGAAGAGGGAAGCAGGGCACCUGAUCAGCUUGUGGACUUCUGAUUGGGUCAUGGUGAGGUAACCAGGUGGUAUUUUGGGAGUCAACAUCAUCAGCCUUCUGAUUCUAACCGAUCUGUGGUCUAUGUACUAGGGGUCAUCAUGUAGUUAACUUUUUCUACCUGGUGGGGGUUUUAGUAUCUGCAAAACAACUGAAAGAUACAGCUCGGGAUAUUAUAUAUAGCCCUUGAGGAGGAAGUACAAAUCUUUGUUUUGUGGUUAAACUAUUAUUUUGUCUUGCUUGACUGCUUUCCUUUGCUUCUGCACUGUCUCAUUUCUCUGAUUAAAUUUGCUUUGGAGCUCAGGGAAGGCCUCGGUGGCAAAAGCUUUUCUAUAAACAGGAGGUGUAGGGAAUAUGGGGAUUUUGUGCCCUGGAAGUCUCCACAUGGUCCUGGUCAGUUUCAUGUUUUUUUAUUAUUAUUUUAUUAAAGUAUAGUUGAUUAACAGUGUUCCUUCAGUUUCUGCUAUACAGCAAAGUGACCCAGCCACCCAUACACACCCAUAUUUUUCAUUUUCCAUCAGGUUCUUACCCAAGAGACUGAAUACAGUUCCCUGUGCUAUACAGCAGGACCUCAACUCCCAUCUGUUCUAAAAGUAACAGCCUGCAUCUACCAACCCCCAGACUCCCCUGUCAGUCUCCCCACUUCCCUCCCUCCCUGCAAACACAGGUUUGCCCUCCACAUCCAAGAUCUGUUUCAUAGAUAGAUCAUCUGUCUUAUUUUAGACUCCACAUAUAAAUGAUAUCAUAUGGUGUUUGUCUUUUUCUGACUUACUUCCAUUAGUAUGAGAAUCUCUAGUUCCAUUCGUGUUGCUGCAAAUGGCAUUAUUUUGUCCUUUUUAUGGCUGAAUAGUAUUCCAUUGUGUGUAUGUACGAUAUCUUCUUAAUGCAUUCAUCUGUUGAUGGACAUUUAGGUUGUUUCCAUGUCUUGGCUAUUGUGAACAGUGCUGCAGUAAAUAUACAGGUGCAUGUAUCUUUUUGAAUGAAAGUUUUGUCCAGAUAUAUGCCUAGGAGUGGGAUUGCUGGAUCAUAUCAGUACUCUAUGUUUAGUUUUCUGAGGUACUUCCAUACUGUUUUCCAUGCUGGCUAUACCAACUUACAUUCCCACCAGCAGUGAAGGAGGUUUCCCUUUUCUACACAUCCUCUUCAGCAUUUGUUGUUUGUUGACUUCUUAAUGAUAACCACUCUAAGUGGUGUGAGGUGGUACCUCAUUGUAGUUUUGAUUUGCAUUUCCCUACUAUUUAGCGAUGUUGAGCAGCUUUUUUUCAUGUGCCUGCUGGCCAUUAUAUGUCUUCUUUGGUUAUUUGCCAAUUUAGGUCUUCUGCCCAUUUUUCAAGGGUUUUUGUUGUUGUUGUUGUGGUUGAAUGAGUUGUUUGUAUAUACUGGAGAUUAAAUCUUUGUCAGUUAAAUCAUUUGCAAAGAUUUUCUCCUGUUCUGUGGUUGUCUUUUUUUUUUUUUUUAAUUGUUUUCUUUGCUGUGCAGAAACUUUUGAGUUUAAUUAGGUCCCACUGGUUUAUUUUUGUUUUUAUUGUCAUUACUCUAGGGUGGAUCAAACAAGAUGUUGCUGUGAUUUAUAUUAAAGACCAUUCUGCCCAUUUUUUCCUCUAGGAGUCUUAUAGUAUCUGGCCUUACAUUUAGGUCUUUAAUCCAUUUUGAGUUUAUUUUUGUGUAUGGUGUUAGAACAGGGUGCCUGAUUCCCGUAGUUCUAUUUUUUUCUUUUCAAUAUUGCUUUUGCUAUUCAGGGUGUUUUGUAGUUCCAUACAAAUUUUAAAAUAUUUUGUUCUAGUUCUAAAAAGAAUGUCAGUGGUAAUUUGAUAGAGAUUACACUGAAUUUGUAGAUCGCCUUAGUAUGGUCAUUUUGACUAUAAUGAUUCUUUUUUUUUUUUUUUUCCCCUUGGUCUUUUUGCCUUUUCUAGGGCUGCUCCCGUGGCAUAUAGAAUUUCCCAGGCUAGGGGUCGAAUCGGAGCUGUAGCUGCCAGCCUAUGCCAGGGCCACAGCAAUGCGGGAUCUGAGCCACGUCUGUGACCUACACCACAGCUCAUGGCAAAGCUGGAUCCUUAACCCACUGAGCAAGGCCAGGGAUCGAACCCGAAACCUCAUGAUUCCUAGUCAGAUUCCUUAACCACUGAGCCACAACAGGAACUCCUAUAAUGAUUCUUCUAAUCCAAGAGCAUAGUGUAUCUUUACAUCUAUUUGUGUCAUCUUUGCUUUCUUUCAUCAUCUUACAGUUUUCAGAGUACAGGUCUUUUGUGUCUUUAGGUAGGUUUAUUCCUAAGUAUUUUAUUCUUUUUUUGGCAAUGGUAAAUAGUAUGAUUUCCCUAAUUUCUCUUUCUGAUCUUUCAUUGUUAGCAUAUAGAAAAAUGCAGUUGAUUUCUGUGUAUUGAUUUUAUGUCCUGCAACUUUACCAAAUUCAUUGAUGAGCUCUAACAGUUUUCUGGUAGUUCUUUAGGAUUUUCUAGGUAUAGUAUCAUGUCAUCUGCAAACAAUGAUAGCUUCGUGUCUUCUUUUCCAAUUUGGAAUCCCUUUAUUUCUUUUUCUUUUCUUAUUGCCAUGGCUGGAAUUCCAAAACUAUGUUGAGUAACUUUGGUGAAAGUGGACAUCCUUGUUUUAUUCCUGAUUUUAGUGGAAAUGCUUUUAGUUUUUCACUUUUGAGAAUGAUGUUAGCUGUGUGUUUGUCAUAAAGGGCUUUUAUUAUAUUGAGAUAGUUCCCCUCUAUGCCCACUCUCUGGAGAGUUUUUAUCAGGAGUGGGUGUUGAAUUCAUGUGGUUUUAAAAAUAGCAUAAAGAUAGUAAUUCAGAUGUUUGAGAAUAUUUAGAUGUUUUGUUGUAUUUUUUCUUUAAUUUUUUUUUUAUAAUAGCAUAGCAUAGGGUUUCAAAACCCUACACAAACCCCUUUAAAUCAGGAACAAUAUUAUGCACAUAGAGGAAUUAAAGUGACUUUAGCAAGGUUUCACAGAUUAAUAAUAAAACUGAUGCAUUAUAUGUAGCUUAGCUAGAAUAAUAUAGGUAAGCACUCAAAAGUUUGUUGAAUAGAUGCGAAUUAAUGAACUUAAGAUAGUCUUUCUAGUUUGAAACUGCAUAUACUUAUUUAUUUGUACUUUUUCUGUCUCAACAAAGCUAAAGUUGUCUUUAUGCAGAGUUCUACACAUUUCAUAUUUAUGUGUGAAUUUUUGUGUAAUUGUGAAUUAAUUUUUUCAUUUUAAUCGUAUUUUUUAUCACUUUGAAAAAUAGCUUGGAGUUCCUGUUGUGGCUUAGUGGCUUAAGGACCCAGGGUUGUUUCUGUGAAGAUAUGGGUUUAAUUCUUGGCCUUGCUCAGUGGGUUAAGGAUCCUGCAUUGCCACAGGCUGUGGUAUAGAUCACAGAUGUGUCUGGGAUCCAGUGUUGCUAUGCCUUUGGUGUAGGCUGGCAGCUGCAGUUCUGAUUUGACCCCACUUCUUACCUCACAGUUUCUUUGGGUCAGGAGUUGAGCCAUGGCUUAACUGGGUCCUCUGCUUCAGAGUAUCUCACAAGGCUGCAAUCAAAGUAUUGGUCAGAGGAAGGAUGUCAUCAAAAUCUCAGGUAGGGAAAGAUCUGCUUCACAUUUAUGUAGUUGCUAGCAGGUUGUUGGACUGAGGACCUCAGUCCUUACUGGCUUUUGGGUUGGGACAUCCUUCAAUUCCUUGUCUUAUGGGCCGCUCCAUUAAAGCUGUUUAUAGCACAUCCUAUAGAGUCUGCAGGCAAGGUUAUUGGUCAGAAGCCAAGUCAGUAUGUCCAGUCCUUAAUCAAGGAGAGGGGAUUGCACAGGGGCAUGAAUAGGAGGAGGUGUGAAUCAUUGGGGACCACCUUAGAGUCUGCCUACCAAGAGAUUAUAAACACCACUGAAGAGAGAAUUACUGAAUUGCAAAGUCAGAAUAAAAUAUCUACAGUGAAUGUUGUCUUUAUUAACUUUGCUACACUGCCAUCACCAGUAAAGUGGAGUUGGUAUUUACCCAUGCCUGGAAACAAUGGAAAUAGUGUGGAGGAAGGAUAAAUAAGGAUAUAUAUGUUAAUUAAAUAUAAGAGCUUAGAAAUAAGGAGACUACUAGGGAAGGAAAUGAAGGAUCAAACUAGGUAUUUGGAAUCCCAUUUGUUCUCGUUCUGGGUGUCACUGGAUAGCCCAUCUGUAGUGCUCUCUUUAAUGAUCUUUAUGUAAGUUGUGGCUUAGUUGAUAUUUUUGAUGUUGAUUAAUAAUAUGCCAGUGGGUAAUCAGUGGAAAUGUGUGUCUAUAAACUGCUAGCUAUUGCACACAACAUUUUAUCUUACUUUCUUUUUGCACAGGAUUUUCAAGGUACAAAAACAUCAUAUUUCUGAGAAUUAUACAGUUCUCUUUUAUAGGUGCUCAUUUUAAAAUUGGCCAUUCUUCAUAAGAGGGUGAUAUUUGUAAAUGUAUUUGAAAUUAGAAUAAAUUUCAGGAGUUCCCAUUGUGGUGUAGUGGAAAGGAAUCUGACUAGUAUCCAUGAGGACACAGGUUUGACCCCUGGCCUUGCUCAGUGGGUCAGAGAUCUGGCAUUGCCGUGAGCUGUGGUGUAGGUGGUAGAUGUGGCUUGGAUCCUGUGUUGAUGUGGCUGUGGUAUAGGCUGGCAACUGUAGCUCUGAUGCGACUCCUAGCCUGGGAACCUCCAUAUGCCACGGAUGCAGCCCUAAGAAGCCAGAAAAAAAAAGAAAUAAAUUUCAAUAAAUGUUUAAAUGUCCAAAAAAACAACAUGACAAGAGCUACAGGCCAAGACCCAGUUUUAGUUUAUCUCAGAUGUUCUAUCUUUGUUCAGUUUAGUUAUAAUUGAAAAUCUCUUUAAUAUGGAAACAGCAAUUUGAAAAACCAAGUUACCUGCAACUUCAAUUAGCAAAGCCCUAUGUAAACUAAGUUAUUAUAAUAUUUCUCCUUUUUAAGGAUUCAUAAACUUAAUGUUCAAAUCAGUUGCAUAUGAGUUUGAAGAUUAUCUCUAGCUAGAUUCAUGUUGAAUAAGAUCCAGGAACUUUCUUCAUAAUUUGAAUAGAUGCACAGGCAGCUAGGAAGAAAUAAGAAAGCAUAUGGUGAAUAAAUUUCUUAAUGCCAGGUACUACAUUAACAUUAAAACAGUCAACCUUUAGCAUCCACAUUCAAUUCAAACUCAGUGACAUUGUGUAGUUACUUAUUGUGGACCACCCAAGGGACCUAUAGAUGAGUAUCUAUUCCUCUGAGAAACAUUCCUCUAUAGAAGUAUCCAGUAUGAAUUUAUCAAACUGUAUCCUAUUUCAUUAAUAAAUUUUAUCCACUUAGAUUAAGAAUGGACGAACUUUUGAUUUAGUGUAGAAAAUCAGAUUUUCAUAUUGUUUUAUGUUUCAGUUUCUUUUAAUCUGUAGAAUAUAAUAUUAUUUUUAUUUUUGUUUCAAUGUGAAAUAUAUAAUCAUUGUAUGAAUUUUUUUUGGGGGGGGCACACCCAUGGCACAUGGAGUUUCCCAGGCUGGAGGUCUAAUCUGAGCUACAGCUGCCGGCCCACACAACAGCCACAGCAAUGCCGGAUCCUUAACCCACUGAGCAAGGCCAGGGAUCAAGCCCUAGCAACCUCAUGGUUCCUAGUCGAAUUCGUUUCUGCUUCGCCACAAUGGGAACUCCCGAUUGUACAAAAUUUGAAAAACAGAAGUGAAAAAGAUAAUCUCACACUGUUAACAUUUUGGUCUGUUGCCUUUACUCUAUGCAUCUUUAUGAUAUUUUACAUUUUUUAGAUCAUACAGUAGUUCAUACAUGUUUUUAUAUUUGUAUCUCAUGAUCCUCUACCAAAUUAAUAUAGAGGUCUAUAAAUAGUCUUUGGGGGUAUUUUGAAAAGUGAUUAUACACUAAAAGGGAAAUACUUCAGCAUGAAAUUUCCGUAAUAUUAAGUUCACAUUCAUUUGUAGGGGGAAAAGAAUAACAGGUUUUUCAAUUAUAAAACACUCGAGUAUGAUAAUUAUUUAGGAUUAGCUAGUGUGGGUGUAAAUAUAUUUAAUUUGGAAUGGAAUAGUUCACAAGUACACAGAUGAUUAAAUCCUGGCUUUCAAUGUAUUUGCAAGUUUGCCAUAUCUCACCACCUGAGUAUGAUUCAUAAUUGGAAAAAUAAAAGAUCUCUGUAUCUGGAAAACCCUAAAGGAAGUAAAAAUAUCUGUACAGUUUUCCUCUGGUAAAGCAUAAUGUGUUGCAACCUUUGGAACUAGAGUUUUAAAUGUCAUUUAAAAGAACAAUGCUAGAAAAUUCUUUCUAACUUUCAUGCUACCUGAAAAUGUAAACAAGUUUUAGGAUCAGUUUGAAUGGCUGGCUCUGAAAGUCUAGGUUGAGUUCUUGCUAAGUGCCUUAGGACCAAUCAGGUUUUUCUUGAAUUCAAUUCCUUUAUCUAAUAAAUGGAGGAUUAGACAAAAGAACUUCACAAUCCUUCCCAGCUCUGAUACACGAUGAAUCAUUCCUUCUAAGCCUGUCACAUGUGAUUUGGCAUUAACAUUGUUUUUUAAAAUUUCUUUUUUAAACUUCCUUUUUCCAAAUGACAAAAUGGUAAUAUUCUUAAGAACUAAGGAGUUGUGUGGGGUCUAGCUUGCCCGUUCACUGAAUUUCCUCAGUUAUGAUGUUUCUCUUUCAUACUUUUUUCCCACAGCACUAUUCGCUAAGAGAGAGACUCAUAAACUUUUAGAAUAAAAGGAAAUGUAAGGUUCAUCAGCUUCAACUCACUGUUCAGUGCUCAAAUAUCCUCUAAAACAUUUGCAGCAAAUAGUCACUCCCCCUGUGCCUAAAGAGUAACAAUUUAUUACCUCCCAAGGCUGCCAUUUUCUAAGUUUGUACAGUACUUAUUACUGGACGAUGUUUAUUUUGAGUUGAAUAUAGCUUUUAAGAUUAUUUGGAUAUCUUUUCCAUUUCUUUUUAUCAGGUUCAAGUACAAUGUUUUUAGCAUCUUAUUAUGUUCUUGAGUUAAUUUUUUUCCACUGAAGUUUUGAUGCUAAUACUUUCUCUGAAAUUUUGGAAAUCUAAUUCUCCAAGUCUCAAAUAUUACAAUGUUCAACUCUUCCCAACUUGGCCAACAGUAAUCAGAGGAUUUUCAUUGCCUGCAAAGAUGAAAAACAGUAAUACCCAGUGUCAUGAAAGGGAUGACAAAGGAGUUACUCUUGCAUUUUCUAGAAGUUUGCAUUGCUGUAGCUGUUUAUGGAGAGCUCCUUUGCCAUAUGUAUCAUGAGUCUGAAUCCUUUGACCUAGCAAGUCCAUGUAUAGAAAUUUGUCCUAAAUAAAACUACAAGAUAACUGCACAAAGAAAUACCUGCAGUAGUCGUUUCAUUGCUGUUUAUAAUAGCAAACACACCCCCACACCCCCUCCCAAUGCAACCCUAAACCUAAUUGUUACUUUUAAAUUGGAAACAAUCUAAUUGUUCAACAAUAAGGGAUUGGUGAAAUAAUUUUUUUUUCAAUUUUUAUAAAAGGAGUAGUGCAUUAGUUUCCUAGAGCUGCUGUAACAAAUUACCACAUACUUAGUUUAAAAUGACAGAAAUUUAUUCUUUUACACUUCUGGAGGCCAGAAGUCCAAAAUCAAGGCUUGGCGGAGUCAUGUUCCUUCUGAAAGCUUUAGGGGAGAAUAUUUCACUGUUUCUUCUAGCUUCUGGUGGCUCCUGCAUUGCUUGAUUUGUGACAACAUAACUCCCGUUUCAGCUUUGUCUUCACAUGGCCUUCUUCCCAAUGUCUGUGUGUGUUCUCUCCUUUUCUCCCAAGGGUGCCAGUGAUUGGAUUUAAGAUGAACAGGAUGAUUUCAUCCUCAAGAUUUCAGGUGGAUAUGAAUUGGGGGGGGGGAGUAACUAUUCAACCCAUGACAAAUACCAUAAAACUACUUAAAAUGAUAACAUGGAUACUCACUUGCUCAUAUAAUAUUUUGUAGGAACAGGCACAAGUUCCCAUUACAUUUUGGGGAAUUCUUAUUUUAAUAAGUCUAUCAACAUUAAGCUUUUAACAAAUAUCAACAUGUAUAGUAUUAGGUGUUGAGUUGUGGCUCCACCCCCAAGUCAAAUUAUACUGAAGUCAUUACUCCUCGUACCUCAUUGUGUGAACUUGUUUGGCGUCACUACAUGUACAGUCUGUUAAGACGAGGUCAUGCUAGGAUAAAGUGGGCUUUUAAUCUGAUAUGACUGGUAUCCUUACAAGAAGAGACAAAGACAGAAGGGAGAAACCAUGUGGCAACAAAGGCAUGUUGAAGUGUUGCAACUGCAAGCCAAAGGAUGCCAGAGAUUGCCAGUAAACCACCAGAAACUAGGAAGAAGCAAAGAAGGACUCUCCCCCAAAGUUUCAGGGGAACACUGGCUCUGCCAACACCUUGAUUUUGGACCCCUGGCCUCCAGAACUGUGACAUAAUAAACUUCUACAGUUUUAAGCCACCUAGUUUGUGGCACUUUGUUUUGGCAGCCCUAGUAAAUCAAUACAGGUACAGUUGACCUUUGAACAACAAGAUAGGGUUAGGCCUGCCUGCCUUUUGAACAGUCUAAAAUCAUAGUGUAACUCUAGAGUUGGCCCUCCACGUACACUGUUCUGCAUGCUUGGAUUCAGCCAACUGCAGUUCCAAUAGCACUGUACUGUCGUAUGCAUUUACUGGAAAAAAAAUCAACUUAUGAAUGUACCCAUACAGUUUGAACCUGCAUUGUUCCAGGGUCCACUGUAGUUAAAAAAAAAAAGAAAAAGAAAAAAUCUGAGCUCUGAGAACAGGAUUUUUGAAUUCUAAAAGCCUCUGCCAAUAACAAGUUUUUUGAAACUUUGAUUGCUGUUUUCAUCAUAUAUGCUGUUUUCUUGGUCCUUGAGAUAACUUUCAGCCUAGAAAUGUGGCUUUAAACUGAAGUUUGUUUAAAGCUAGAGAAGAAUGUCUUGGAAUUCCACAACCAAGAUAGCAAUUUUGAGGAGGAUUGAAAUUUUCCUAGAUUGAGUGUAGUACCAACUGGAAUCUUCCCUGAUCUGAAAUUUCAGUAACUUUAUCAAAAAACUAAACCUUACACUAAGAGCAAUUGAUGGGUUAUAGUCCAAUAGAAUCAGUCUCUAUGCCAGGAAAGUGCUCCAAUUUUCAGUACAGGUAAGAUUUAAAGACAGAACUCACUGUCUCUUUCUCACAGUCUCUUCCACAACCUUCUCAUUUUGUUGAAAUUACUUUUCCUAUGUAGUUGAUGGUGGAUUAGCUAUUAGAUAGUUUUCUAAAAUAUCCAGAAAACCAAAGUAGAAAAAUUUCCAAAUGUAGUAUCUGGGAGAGAAAAAGGGAGCAACACAAAACACUAGAUGGAGAUAAUUGUUUACAAUGAAAUAAAAGUAGCAGAUUACUAGUUCUAGCAACAUGGUAGACUAAAGCAUCAACCACUUUCUUCCUUCAUUCUCUAUUACAGAUUCUUUAAAAAGAGUUAUAACACAAAAGAAGUUAAAAGUAUGGUUGAGCUGGAAGGACAGAAGGCGCUCUAUGUGGGAACCAAUUAGUACACUCAAAGCCAGAGCAGUGAUCUCUGAGUAGUGCUUCUGCAGCCUGGGUGAUUUCAUGCCUAGAUCUAGGCUGUGGAGGUUGAGCAUCUUUACAUUUGCUUGGGGAAAGGAGGCAUAGACAUGGCUAAAGGCUCUUGAGCUCAGAUACUGGAAAACAGCUCCAGCCUUCAACCCCAGUUUAUUAUCCGAUUCCUCCAAGAGGCCCCCGUGAAAGGAACCAGAAGAAAGGCAGUCCACAGAAAAUAAAGCAUUGGCCAAGAAAUAAAGUAAAACAAUAUAAAUCCUUAGCCUUAGUAUCAAUAUGGGGAAUGCAAAUGAAAAUAAGGACUUACUAUUCUAAUCUCAUCGUAUUGGAAAAAAUUAGAAUUUCUAAAUACUGCGUAUCAUCCUAGUAUGGGGGAAAUGGAAACUCUUGUCACUAGGCAGGCAUUUAAAUUGUGCAACCACUUUGGAUAUUGUUUUAUGGUAGUUUGUGCAGUGGAAGGUGAACAUCCCCUGAGACACAGUAAUUGCACUUCUAGAUCAAUACCCUGAAUGUACUCUCUCACUCAGGUGCACAAGAGGUGUAUGAAGUUAUUCUUCAUGGCACUGUUCGUAAUGGUGGCAAAAUGGAAAACCCCUGAAUGUCUAGCGGUAAAGGAAUAGAUAUAUAAAUUGUAAUAUGUUCAUAUGAAUAUAGUAGUGUUUAAAUGAAUGAACUUUAUGCAUUUAUUAACAUGAAUGAAUCAGGAAAACAAAGUUGGAGGGAAAAAUGCAAAUUGUUGAAAGAUAUGGUCAGUAUCAUCCCAUUUAUGUAAGUUUAAAAAUCUAAGUAUUGGUAAUGGGAUAGACAUGUGGUAAAAUAUAAAAAUAGGAACUGGAAGCUCUGUACAUAUUCCCAUAUAUUACAGUAUGAUGAGGCAGGAGUGGAAUAACAUUGGAGUGAGGUGGUUGUGUUUGGGUUACUUUAAUUAUGUUUGCAACAUUUUAUUUUAGGAAAGAUGGAGGAUCAGGAAUAAGUAUGGUAAAAUAACAGUAUUUGUUAAGAUUGGCUGAUGGAUAUAUUGGUUUUCAUUCAUUAUUUUCCAAGUUUUUCUGAAUGCUUGAAAUAUGCAUAUAUUAUAAAAUUUAUGUAAAUUUAUUGUUUUGUGCUGGUCUCAGCAUAUUGAUAGCCAGUGUUGUGGCUGGACCAGCCCUUGUGGUUCUUCUUAUGAUUGCAAGAUGUCCUCAGCAAUAACCAUCACCUAACUUGGGUGGGGGGUAGAUUUAUUACUUACAGAUCCUGGAAAUACAUGGCAUAUACCUGGGGCCACACAGCAAGGUUGCAGGUAGAGAGAGAGGGCACAGGGCUGGGGUUCUAUUUGUAUUGGGAUCAAGGGUGGGGGCCUAGAGUUUCAUGGGCUUACACUUUAUCGGUGCUUUUAAACAUAAAGUGGGAAUUUAAAGCACAGAAAGAGAAAAAUAAAAAAGCAGCCCAAAUAGUCAGUUAUAGCAAUCAAAGAUCUCUAAAACAAAGGAGACUAAGGUGGGGGUUGGGGUGGGGAUUUGGCCUGGCUCUGUAUUUGUGGCUGUCAAUGUGUUUAUUGUGAUAACUUUCUUUGUAGUGGAUGCCUCAGCAAUUAAAUCUCAAGUCAGGCACUUGUAUUAAGAGAGAAAAAAAAAAAGGUCAGGGCUUCCACUACAUUUAUAAAAAUAAG
Molecule: messenger RNA, 12970 nt
Organism: Sus scrofa (pig)
Lineage: Eukaryota; Metazoa; Chordata; Mammalia; Artiodactyla; Suidae
Gene: MRPS30
Product: mitochondrial ribosomal protein S30
Biological process (GO): translation
Cellular component (GO): mitochondrial large ribosomal subunit; mitochondrion; ribosome
Molecular function (GO): structural constituent of ribosome
Source: RefSeq, a predicted model, not a curated record